AUGGUCACAAAACCACGCGCACCCGCCAAACAGGCCGCCGCGCCCAAAGUCCAACCUCUACCCGAGAAAACCUUCAUCAUUGACAACGGCGCGUACACCAUCAAAGCAGGCUAUGCCCCAUCCACGCUCCAAACGCAAAAGGCCGACGACCCUCUAUCCUCAUGCGUAACGAUCCCCAACGCACUCGCACGAACUCGCGACAACCGCGUCUUCGUCGGCGCCCAACUCUCAACACACAUCUCCGAUUGGAACGAAGCCGUGUUUCGCCGACCCGUCGAAAAGGGCUAUAUAGUGAAUUGGGAAGCCCAAAAGGAGAUUUGGGAGCAGACAUUCUUCGACGAGAGGACGGCCCGGAGUAAAGAAGUACGCGUCGCGGAUCCGGCGGAGACGACGUUGAUUCUGGCGGAUACCCCGAAUGGGCUGCCGGUUUUGCAGAGGAAUGCGGAUGAGAUGGUGAUGGAGGAAUGGGGAUUCGGUGGUUAUGCGAGAGUUGUUGGACCCACGCUGAAUGCCUGGAACGAUAUACAUGCUAUAUUUGGCGAUCCUACGGAUAGCUCAGCAGCAGGAGUCUUACCAGCGGAAUGCCUACUGGUCAUCGACUCUGGAUAUUCUCACACAAUCGUUACACCCGUAUACAAAGGCCAACCGCUUCAACGAGCUAUUCGAAGACUCGACUUAGGAGGCAAACAUCUCACCAACUACAUCAAGGAAAUGGUCUCGAUGCGUCAAUACAACAUGGUCGACGAAACACAUAUCAUGAACGACGUUAAGGAAGCUGUAUGCUAUGUGUCUAGUGAUUUCAAAGCCGACAUGGAGCAAGUGUGGAAAGCGACAAAGGCGCGAGGACAAUCCCAGGCGUCGGCCGAAGGUAUCGUGGUGGAUUAUGUACUCCCAGACCCAACGGCGAACAAAAAGGGGUUUGUGCGCUCACAUGAUCCGUUGAUCAAUGCAAAGAAGCGCAAGAGUCUGAUGUCUGGAUCCGGGGAUCUUGUCACCGAGGACUUUCUCGUCCUUGGGAAUGAAAGAUUCACUGUUCCGGAGAUACUGUUCAAUCCUUCGGAUAUUGGCAUGAGGCAGGCUGGUAUUCCCGAGAUCGUUCUGGAGAGUUUGUCUGUGCUGCCGACUGGUCUUCACCCGGCAUUUCUAGCCAAUAUUCUGGUCGUUGGCGGCAAUGCACUCAUCCCUGGAUUCAUAGACAGACUAGAAAUGGAAAUCCGACAGAUGGCAUCAGCUGAAUGUGUUGUCCGUGUGAAACGGCCAAAUGAUCCUAUUCGCUCAACAUGGCAGGGAGCGUCACGUAUGGCGACGGAUCGACAAGAAUUAGCAACUGUCGCGAUAACAAGGCAGGAAUACCUUGAAUACGGAUCUGCAUGGGCUGGGAGGCGGUUUUCAGGAGCUGUUUGA
Molecule: messenger RNA, 1404 nt
Organism: Talaromyces amestolkiae
Lineage: Eukaryota; Fungi; Ascomycota; Eurotiomycetes; Eurotiales; Trichocomaceae
Exons: 4
Coding region: 1-1404 (467 amino acids)
Cellular component (GO): Swr1 complex
Molecular function (GO): nucleosome binding
Source: RefSeq, a predicted model, not a curated record